Messenger RNA from Xylona heveae TC161, 780 nucleotides. Its product is annotated as ribosomal protein L30. Lineage: Eukaryota; Fungi; Ascomycota; Xylonomycetes; Xylonales; Xylonaceae. Gene Ontology annotation, cellular component: large ribosomal subunit; mitochondrion. Gene Ontology annotation, biological process: translation. The transcript has 2 exons. Bases 91 to 351 code for a protein of 86 amino acids. Gene Ontology annotation, molecular function: structural constituent of ribosome. The record is from RefSeq and is a predicted model, not a curated record.
UGCAAGACAACGUCGCGACACCGUCGAUCUUACGGGAGGUUUUCUCGAACAUAGAAAUCGCGAAGAUCACCGUCCCGAACACGAAUCAAGAUGGCUUUCUUCAAGAUAACGCUCCUUCGCUCAGCCAUUGGACUGCCUCGGAAAAGCUCUGGCGUUCUUCAGGCCCUUGGCUUAAGGAAACGGAUGCGAACAGUCUAUCAUCCCGUCAGCCCACAGGUCGCGGGCCAAAUCAUGAGAGUGAAGGAAUUGGUCGAUGUGUCCGAAGUCGAAGAGCCGCUUUCCAAACCAGAAAUGCGGCAAUUGAGGAAACCUGAUCCUGGCUUUUACAUCGAGUCUGCAAUCUCGCGAUAAUUCGUGGCUCCUCUCAAUUCACAAAUCGCAUUUGGGGGGUUUUUACUAUUGUUAGGGGUACUUUCUGGGAGAGGACAAAACGUCAAUACGCCUUCUUCCCGAAUAUAUUUCAGGCCAAUAUUUGGCAUAGUAUGGCGUCAAGGCGUUUUUAAAAGUUUUCCUGGGCACAUGACCUUUCGUGUCUUUUGAUCUGAUCAGCUGCGCUUCAAUCAACAAGAGUGGUGGAUCGUCAUGGAGAUCUUAGGAAUCAAAUAGCUCAUUUCAAGCAUAUUCAAGUAUCUUUUCGAAGCUUAAGAAUACCUUCGCACCUGUAUUUAUUGGCUUGAUAUUGAAACCAUGUUAAAAGCGAGAUAGGCCUUAUUCCGAAGGAGUUUGGCUUGGAGUAUUUAGAUAAAUGGACGAGAUGUCAUCACAAGCCAGAAAGAGAGA